Molecule: messenger RNA, 339 nt
Organism: Priapulus caudatus
Lineage: Eukaryota; Metazoa; Priapulida; Priapulimorpha; Priapulimorphida; Priapulidae
Exons: 2
Molecular function (GO): protein binding
Source: RefSeq, a predicted model, not a curated record
GUACCACUGAAGGAGAUUAAGUACGAUCCGCCACCAGGUCUCACGGAUCCGAUCAGCUAUCUUUCCAUCUCAAAGGACGACCGAUUCGCUGUCGCUGGCUUCUACAACUACUGGGAUGGCAACUCGACCUUCAUUGUGUUUGACCUUGCGACCGCCGCGCAGCAGUACGAACCCAGCAUGAUCACGUUCAACGCGAUGCCCGAGUGCACGGCCAUCAUCAACGCGACCGAGGCCGUCACCGGCACCAAGAAGGGUGAGCUCGUGGUCUGGGACCUAACGACGGCUCGCCCCAAGCGUCAGCUAAGAUCUGUCAACACCGUGAACACGCUAGGACGCCAG